AUGGAGCAAGUUUUAACUGAGGGAGCUUGGCUAAUUCGUAAUGUUCCGAUUUUCUUGAGGGCUUGGACAACUGAUGUUGAACUCAAGAAAGAUGAACUUAAGCAUGUUCCUGUGUGGGUAAAACUACAUGAUAUUCCUCUGGCAGCUUAUACGGAUGAUGGUCUGAGCUUACUUGCUUCUAGAAUUGGGAAACCAAUUUUUGCGAGAGUUGUUAUUGAGAUUGAUGCUAAACAUGAUAUGAAGGAAUCCUUAAAAGUGGCUAUUCCAAAUUUGGAGGGUGAGGGUGUUUCAAAGGCUAUGAUUGGGGUUGAAUAUGAAUGGAAGCCGCCUAGAUGCCACCAUUGUUGUGUUUUUGGACUUGAGGGUGAAACUUGUCCAAAACAUGUUACUAUACCGAAAGAACCAAAGAUGAAACAAAAAGUAGACGAUGAUGGUUUUAUUGAUGCAAAUAAGAAGAAAACUUCUGGGAAUCAGAAGCCGGGUAUCGUGCUGAACAAACCUAAGAAGAAAUUUGAAUAUCGUGUUGUGCAAAGGCCGACUCAGAAACGUGAAAACGUGGAUGAAGUGUUUGAAACAGAUGAAGGGGUGGCAAAACUAAUGACUGGUGGUGUCCAGUCUACAGGGGCAAGCACUCCUGAUUCAGAUGAGUCACAUGUUCAUGUCUCCAAUCUUGAUAAGAUUUGUACCAGUAUCAGAAGAACGUGGAACUGGACUUCUAACGGCAAUCUUUGUAGCAAAGGCACGCGGAUUAUUCUGGGAUGGGAUAGUAAUAUAGUUGAUAUCAUGGUUUUGGCUCAAUCUGAUCAAGUUAUGCAUACUCAAGUUCAUUUCAAAGAUAGUAAGAAAAUCAUGUUUUGCUCGUUUGUUUACGCGAAGAAAUUUUAUAAGGAUAGACGAGAACUGUGGGAUAGUUUGAAGCUUCAUAAAGCUUUUGCGCAUGACAAACCCUGGGUCCUUCUUGGUGAUUUUAAUGCAGCCUUAUAUUUGGAAGAUAAGUCCAUGGACUCUUCUUUAGUUGACAUUAACAUGAGAGAAUUUAAAUCGUGUGUAGAAGAUAUUGAAGUUAUUGAUGUGAAUCGUCCGGGUUGCCAUUUUACAUGGAAUCAAAAACCUAAGAAGGGUAUUGGAGUUCUCAAAAAAAUUGAUCGUAUCAUGGCCAAUGUUUCUUUUAUUCAGACGUUUCCAGUAGCUGUAGUUGUCUUCCACCCCUAUCAAGUCUCUGACCAUUGCCCAUGUAUCCUUAAAAAUCCUAGAUCGGUCUCUCACAAACCAAAGCCUUUUAAAUUUCCUAACUUUCUGGUAUUCAAGAAGGAAUUCCCCGAAAUUGUUAAAAAGUCUUGGGAGCAACAAAUUUUGGGUAUUAAAAUGUUACAAGUGGUUAAGAAAUUGAGGUUACUCAAGCAGCCGCUGCGGUCUUUAUUAGUCAAACAAGGUAAUCUCCAUGAGAAGGUUAAACGGCUGCGCAGGGAGUUAGAUGAUAUUCAAGGUCUCAUUGAUGCUAAUCCUUUGGAUUCUGAGCUGAGAAAUAAAGAAUUGAACUGUUUGAAGGAAUUUCAUGAUGCCAUUAUUGACGAAGAAAGAUUUUUAAAACAGAAAUCAAAGGUUAAAUGGUUGGAGGUUGGUGACUCUAAUUCUGCAUUUUUUCAUAACUCUGUCAAAUGCAAAAAUCAUUAUAGUAGAAUUGAUGUUAUAAAAGAUGCAAAUGGUAUUACUUUUGAGGGAAGGGAUGUUGAAAAAACUCUGGUUGCCCAUUAUGAAUCGUUUUUUGGCCAAAGGGGUGUUACUAACUGUUUGCCUACUAGUGACCUCUUCCUGCAUAAGAUUGAUGACGCUAAAGCUUGCUACAUGAUUCGUCCGUUCUCUAAUGAUGAUAUUAAGGAAGCUAUGUUCUCUAUUGGUUCGUUAAAGGCACCAGGUCCGGAUGGUUAUUCAUCAGAUUUUUUCAAGCACGCUUGGAACAUUAUUGGUAUUGACAUAUGUGAUGCAGUUCAGGAAUUUUUCCAGUCGGGUAAAAUCCUUAAGGAAAUAAACCAUACUUUCUUGGCUUUAAUUCCUAAAGUUCCGACUCCUGAUACUGUUUCUGACUUCAAGCCCAUCACUUGCUGUAAUGUAAUUUACAAAUGCAUUAGUAAGCUUAUCACAACUAGAAUUUUGGAGGGGUUGAAUGGUAUAGUUAGUUUGAACCAAUCGGCUUUUAUUCCAGGGAGAUGCAUUUCUGACAAUAUUUUACUUACCCAGGAAUUGCUUCACAAUUAUCAUCGGGAUUAUGGGCCCCCUCGUUGCGCGUUUAAAGUUGAUAUUCAAAAAGCAUAUGACACGGUGGAUUGGAACUUCUUGGAGGCCAUUCUUAAUGGGUUUGGUUUUCAUCCAGCUAUGGUUAAACGGAUUAUGGUAUGCGUCUCUUCUACCUCUUUUUCUAUCUGUGUUAACGGUAAUUUCUGUGGUUAUUUCAAAGGGAGGAGAGGAUUGAGGCAAGGUGACCCGAUGUCCCCAUACCUUUUUACCCUAGUCAUGGAAAUCUUGACUUCCAUUUUGCAUAAUGCAUCGACUAUAGAUUCUUCAUUCAGAUUCCACGAUCGGUGUGUCAAACAGAGGAUUAUUAAUCUUUGCUUUGCGGAUGACCUUUUCUUAUUUGCUAGAGGGAAAGUUGCUUCAGUCAAAAUGAUUAUGAGUUCUCUCAACCGGUUCAAAGAGAUGUCAGGCUUGCACCCUAGUCUUGCUAAAAGUACUAUUUUUAUGUGCAAUAUUGAGAGGAGAAUUACAAGGAUUCUUAGUAUGGUUCCUUUUCAGCAAGGAGAAUUCCCUAUUCGGUAUUUGGGUGUUCCUCUUAUAACCACUAAACUGUCUUAUAAAGAUUGCAGGGUUCUGACUGAUAAGAUGGAAAAUCGUAUCUCCAAUUGGAAAAACAAGACUCUCUCUUUUGCAGGGCGGCUGCAAUUAGUUCUUUCAGUUCUCUCGGCUAUGAGCAUUUACUGGGCGUCUGUGUUUACUCUGCCAGCUAGAAUUAUCAAAGAGCUUGAGCAAAAAAUGAGGGGCUUUCUUUGGUGCCAAGGUCCGCUGAUGAAAGGUAAAGUGAAAGUCUCUUGGAACUCUGUUUGUCUUCCUAAAGCCGAAGGGGGGUUGGGAGUCCGAAGGUUAAAUGAUAUGAAUAUCAGCCUUAUGACUAAGCAUAUCAACAGUAUCCUAUCAGGUAGACAAUCUUUGUGGGUGGACUGGGUAAAAAUUCAUCACUUGAAAGACAGGAAUUUUUGGGACAUCACGGUUCCAAGUAAUUGUAGUUGGGGUUGGAGGAAUCUUUUGAAAGGCAGAUAUCAUGUGCAACGGUUUUUCUGGUCCAAAAUAGGAGAUGGUAAGACUACAUCGGUUUGGUAUGACUCGUGGUGUGAUCUGUGUCCGUUGGGGAGUUUUAUCUCUCCAUCGAUUAUGAGACAGGCUGGUCUAUCUAUUCAUUCAAAAGUUGCAGAUCUUAUCUCGGAUGGUAAUUGGAAUUGGCCGAAUCACUGGUUAAGGUCUUACCCGGUUUUGAAUCAACUGCCUUCUGUUAACCUUUCAGAAGGUGUUAGGGAUGUCGUUUUGUGGAGAGAUAUUGAGGAGCGCCUGGUCCCGUUCAGAUCUUCUGACGCGUGGGAAUGCAUCCGUAUUCGUGGUGUUCAGGUGAGUUUGUAUAAUCUAGUCUGGUUCUCGCAAUGUAUUCCAAGCCAUGCAUUUGUUCUAUGGCUCGUUUUCAGAAGGAAGUUAGUCACUCAAGACAGAUUAAGGCAAUGGACUAUCAAUAAUGUGGAUUGCAUGAAUUUAAUGUGUUGUUUGCUUUGUCAUAAUAACAUUGAUUCGCAUUAUCAUCUAUUAUUUGAAUGCAAGUACGCGACAGAGGUUUGGAUGAGAGUUAGGGAUAACUCUGCCAUGAACGCCGUGGGAUCUAAUUGGGAUGAGAUUGUGAACUGGUUACUUCCUCGGGCUAGGUCGAGAUCUAUAGCCUCUAUUAUUGGUAAACUCUUGGUUGCGGCUUCUGCUUAUUUCAUCUGGCAGGAAAGGAACUCCAGGUUUUUUAACAAUCAACCGAGGCCUCCGGAGAAAUUGGCUGACCUCAUCAUCAGUGAUGCGGAGGAGGUUGGAGGCGGUGAUAAGGAGGUUGUGAGCGACUAUUUCCCUAACGACGGUUUUCAACGGUGGAAGAAGAUUUACGGAACUACGGAUGACGUUAACAAGGUGCAGUUGGAUAUACGAAUUAGACAUGCGAAGACUGUGGAGAGUGUGAUGAAGAUGUUGACUGAGGAAGGCUCGCUUAAAGGUAUUAGUGUUUGUGAUGCAAGAUGUGGUACUGGAUUGUUGUCAAUUCCGUUGGCGAAAGAAGGUGCUGUUGUUUCGGCUAUUGAUAUUUCUGCUUCUUUGGUUUCUGAAGCUCAGUUUGAGUGA
Messenger RNA from Helianthus annuus (common sunflower), 4413 nucleotides. RefSeq lists its product as uncharacterized. Bases 1 to 4413 code for a protein of 1470 amino acids. NCBI's taxonomy places the organism in Eukaryota, Viridiplantae, Streptophyta, Magnoliopsida, Asterales, Asteraceae. The transcript has 5 exons. The record is from RefSeq and is a predicted model, not a curated record.